GAAGACAUUGAACUUGACGACACCACCAUCAACCCGCCAGCGUGGUUAUCAGACGAGGCCAUCAGAAAUGGUAUCUGCUUGCAACUUGAAGUGGAUUGCUGCUUCAAGGAGGAGGCUCGACUGAUGUGCAAGCAGUCUGUUAUGCAGGAGUGGAUGUUGACAGAGUGGGAGGAGGAUGUUGUUUUAACUUUCCACCUCACAUCAUGUGCGGAUGGGCUUGUCAACAUCUGUGUUGCUUGGCAAAGAAAUGUUCAGUGUAUCCCAUGUGCCUGGUCAGUUGUGGACAGGUGGGGACCUUCAGAUGAAGUCUUGCUUCAGGCUACCCAUGAACAGGUGCAGCCUUCUUUUCAGGAUGAGGAUGACCAGAGUGUAGGACCUGGGGAAGAGGAUGAUGAGGGAGAUUUGAAUUAUGGUGAGAUUGGAGAUAAUGAACUGAUGGAUGUGAUUGAAGACAUUGCAUUGGUGGAUGAGUAUAGGUAUGAUAUA
Molecule: messenger RNA, 486 nt
Organism: Suillus subalutaceus
Lineage: Eukaryota; Fungi; Basidiomycota; Agaricomycetes; Boletales; Suillaceae
Exons: 2
Source: RefSeq, a predicted model, not a curated record